GGACUGAUCUCCAGGAUCAGCACUCUUCUCCCAGCCCUUAGGGUCCUGCUCGGCCAAGCCCUAGGCAGAGAAGGCCUUGGCUGAGGAGCCAUAGCGCCUGGCCUCCCGUUGCCCGGUGACAGCGAUGGUGGUGUUGGCAGGAGGCUUGGACAACCCUACCCCAUCCCCCACCCAGCCUUAAGGCCUGGCCCUCCUGGGCCUCUUGACCCUGCAGGGCAUCUGAGAGCCUGUGUACUGGGGAGGGCAUGCAGCAGGCUCUCCAGGCCUUCCCUACCAUGCGACCUGUCAGUGUCUGGCAGUGGAGCCCCUGGGGGCUGCUGCUGUGCCUGCUGUGCCUGCUGUGCAGCUCGUGCUUGGGGUCUCCGUCCCCUUCCACGGACCCUGAGAAGAGGGUCGGGAGCCAGGGGCUGCGGUUCCGGCUGGCUGGCUUCCCCAGGAAGCCCUACGAGGGCCGCGUGGAGAUACAGCGAGCUGGUGAAUGGGGCACCAUCUGCGAUGAUGACUUCACGCUGCAGGCUGCCCAUGUCCUCUGCCGAGAGCUGGGCUUCACAGAGGCCACAGGCUGGACCCACAGUGCCAAAUAUGGCCCUGGAACCGGCCGCAUCUGGCUGGACAACCUGAGCUGCAGUGGGACCGAGCAGAGUGUGACUGAGUGUGCCUCCCGGGGCUGGGGGAACAGUGACUGUACGCACGAUGAGGAUGCUGGGGUCAUCUGCAAGGACCAGCGCCUCCCUGGCUUCUCAGACUCCAAUGUCAUUGAGGUAGAGCAUCACCUGCAAGUGGAGGAGGUGCGAAUUCGACCCGCCGUUGGGUGGGGCAGACGACCCCUGCCCGUGACGGAGGGGCUAGUGGAAGUCAGGCUUCCUGACGGCUGGUCACAAGUGUGCGACAAAGGCUGGAGCGCCCACAACAGCCACGUGGUCUGCGGGAUGCUGGGCUUCCCCAGCGAAAAGAGGGUCAACGCGGCCUUCUACAGGCUGCUGGCCCAGCGGCAGCAACACUCCUUUGGUCUGCAUGGGGUGGCGUGCGUGGGCACGGAGGCCCACCUCUCCCUCUGUUCCCUGGAGUUCUAUCGUGCCAAUGACACCGCCAGGUGCCCUGGGGGGGGCCCUGCGGUGGUGAGCUGUGUGCCAGGCCCUCUCUACGCAGCGUCCAGUGGCCAGAAGAAGCAACAACAGUCGAAGCCUCAGGGGGAGGCCCGUGUCCGUCUAAAGGGCGGCGCCCACCCUGGAGAGGGCCGGGUAGAAGUCCUGAAGGCCAGCACAUGGGGCACAGUCUGUGACCGCAAGUGGGACCUGCAUGCAGCCAGCGUGGUGUGUCGGGAGCUGGGCUUCGGGAGUGCUCGAGAAGCUCUGAGUGGUGCUCGCAUGGGGCAGGGCAUGGGUGCUAUCCAUCUGAGUGAAGUUCGCUGCUCUGGACAGGAGCUCUCCCUCUGGAAGUGUCCCCACAAGAAUAUCACAGCUGAGGAUUGUUCGCAUAGCCAGGAUGCCGGGGUCCGGUGCAACCUACCUUACACUGGGGCGGAAACCAGGAUCCGACUCAGUGGGGGCCGCAGCCAACAUGAGGGGCGAGUCGAGGUGCAAAUAGGGGGACCUGGGACCCUUCGCUGGGGCCUCAUCUGUGGGGAUGACUGGGGGACCCUGGAGGCCAUGGUGGCCUGUAGGCAACUGGGUCUGGGCUACGCCAACCACGGCCUGCAGGAGACCUGGUACUGGGACUCUGGGAAUAUAACAGAGGUGGUGAUGAGUGGAGUGCGCUGCACAGGGACUGAGCUGACCCUGGAUCAGUGUGCCCAUCAUGGCACCCACAUUACCUGCAAGAGGACAGGGACCCGCUUCACUGCUGGAGUCAUCUGUUCUGAGACUGCAUCAGAUCUGCUGCUGCACUCAGCAUUGGUGCAGGAAACCGCCUAUAUCGAAGACCGGCCCCUGCAUAUGUUGUACUGUGCUGCGGAAGAGAACUGCCUGGCCAGCUCAGCCCGCUCAGCCAACUGGCCCUAUGGUCACCGGCGUCUACUCCGAUUCUCCUCCCAGAUCCACAACCUGGGACGAGCUGACUUCAGGCCCAAGGCUGGGCGCCACUCCUGGGUGUGGCACGAGUGCCAUGGGCAUUACCACAGCAUGGACAUCUUCACUCACUAUGAUAUCCUCACCCCAAAUGGCACCAAGGUGGCUGAGGGCCACAAAGCUAGUUUCUGUCUCGAAGACACUGAGUGUCAGGAGGAUGUCUCCAAGAGAUAUGAGUGUGCCAACUUUGGAGAGCAAGGCAUCACCGUGGGUUGCUGGGAUCUCUACCGGCAUGACAUUGACUGUCAGUGGAUUGAUAUCACGGAUGUGAAGCCAGGAAACUACAUUCUCCAGGUUGUCAUCAACCCAAAUUUUGAAGUAGCAGAGAGUGACUUUACCAACAAUGCAAUGAAAUGUAACUGCAAAUAUGAUGGACAUCGAAUCUGGGUGCACAACUGCCACAUUGGUGAUGCCUUCAGUGAAGAGGCCAACAGGAGGUUUGAACGCUACCCUGGCCAGACCAGCAACCAGAUUAUCUAAGUGCCAUUGCCCUCUGCAAACCACCACUGGCCCCUAAUGGCAGGGGUCUGAGGCUGCCAUUACCUCAGGAGCUUACCAAGAAACCCAUGUCAGCAACCGCACUCAUCAGACCAUGCACUAUGGAUGUGGAACUGUCAAGCAGAAGUUCUCGCCCUCCUUCAGAGGCCAGCUGUCAGUACCUGUAGCCAAGCAUGGGAAUCUUUGCUCCCAGGCCCAGCACCGAGCAGAACAGAGCAGAGCCCACCACACCACAAAGAGCAGCACUUGACUAACUGCCCACAACAAAAGAUGGCAGCAGCUCAUUUUCUUUAAUAGGAGGUCAGGAUGGUCAGCUCCAGUAUCUCCCCUAACCUUAGGGGGAUACAGCUUUACCUCUAGCCUUUUGGUGGGGGAAAAGAUCCAGCCCUCCCACCUCAUUUUUGACUAUAAUAUGUUGCUAGGUAUAAUUUUAUUUUAUAUAAAAAGUGUUUCUGUGAUUCUUUAGA
Rhinopithecus roxellana (golden snub-nosed monkey) is the source of this 3031-nucleotide messenger RNA. RefSeq names its product lysyl oxidase like 3 (gene LOXL3). Gene Ontology annotation, cellular component: membrane. The transcript has 15 exons. The record is from RefSeq and is a predicted model, not a curated record. Gene Ontology annotation, molecular function: copper ion binding; protein-lysine 6-oxidase activity. The coding region runs from base 246 to 2546 and encodes 766 amino acids. Gene Ontology annotation, biological process: peptidyl-lysine oxidation; inflammatory response. Lineage: Eukaryota; Metazoa; Chordata; Mammalia; Primates; Cercopithecidae.